AUGUCGGACAAGGAAGAAGACCGCGUCAUAUACCCCGAUAAACCUCGUCCCAUGUCUAAUCUUAGCGCGUCUCUUGACGAGAUUAUCAGAAACAGCAAGAAGAAGAGAGACGACGACAACGACGACGGUGGCAGCGGCGAUGCCAACGCGACCAGCAGUAACGCCCUGAUUCUUGGCUCGGCUGAGACCCCAGCGGCGAAGCGCCACGCUCCCACUGUCCAGUCAGUCACUAGCAAGGAGGCGCACCACUACAUCGCUAACGAGGAGGAGUACCACCGCGCCACCACCAAGAUCCUCGAACACCACCUCCAAACCAACAAUAAUGUGUUUAGGCCUAUGCGGUUAACGGUGGCAAUGUUCGAUAUGCGAGGAUAUAGGCUCGCGAGAUUCAACUCGAGAUUUCCCAUCAGGGAGUUGGUAAACCAGACCCGUUCUUGGAAUAACAAAUACGCCGGAACUAGUAGGGCAGCUGCGCCGGAGGAGAGUAGCGGCAACGUCAGCUCCAACCUUAACCCGGAUGCUAACACCAAUGCCGAUGCCGAUACAGAUACCGGCAUCGGCACUAAGCAGAACCAGAAAACGGCCGAGGAACUCGACGAGGAACUAUACGAAUACUUGAAUGGAAACCCUAACGACGAGUAG
Molecule: messenger RNA, 642 nt
Organism: Daldinia decipiens
Lineage: Eukaryota; Fungi; Ascomycota; Sordariomycetes; Xylariales; Hypoxylaceae
Exons: 1
Coding region: 1-642 (213 amino acids)
Source: RefSeq, a predicted model, not a curated record